CAAAAGCAAAACACACGCAUGCGUACUUUGCGCAGCCUUGAUGCGCACCAAGCUAACGACCCGAGGAGGAGCAUAUUGAUGCUAAGAGCUAAACAUGGCCCUGUUCACAUACAGCAGACUGUCUCAUUUACUGAGAAUAUCCGGAAAUAAAGUCUCCGUUAUACGAACGGGGACAGAAAUAAAACCGGGACCUGCGUGUUGUGUGCAGUUCAUUCGCUGCCAGAGGUCGAUGGACAGUAAGGCGUUACAGGAGAGGCAGAAGCAGCAGAUGGCCAAAGGUCUUCCCAGACAGAAGCCCAUCACGGGGGUCAAACAGGUCAUCGUUGUUGCUUCAGGGAAAGGCGGAGUGGGCAAGUCCACCACGGCAGUGAAUUUAGCUCUUGGAAUAUUGGCCAACGAUCCGCUCAAGUCAGUCGGUCUGUUGGAUGCUGACGUUUACGGUCCGUCGAUUCCAAAACUGAUGAACCUGAAGGGAAACCCGGAGCUCAAUGACGACAAUCUGAUGAUCCCUCUAAUUAACUACGGCGUUCCUUGCAUGUCGAUGGGGUUCCUGGUGGACGAUGUGGCUCCAAUCGUGUGGAGGGGGCUGAUGGUGAUGUCAGCAAUAGAGAAACUGCUCAGACAGGUGGACUGGGGGUCUCUGGACUACCUGGUAGUCGACAUGCCUCCUGGUACAGGAGACGUCCAACUGUCAAUCUCCCAGAACAUCCCAGUCGCAGGCGCGGUCAUCGUGUCCACGCCGCAGGAUAUCGCCCUGCUGGACGCCCGCCGAGGAGCCGAGAUGUUCAAGAAAGUUAACGUGCCGGUUCUCGGCCUGGUGCAGAACAUGAGCGUCUUCCAGUGUCCCAACUGUAACCACCAGACUCACAUCUUCGGCUCUGACGGGGCCCGACAGCUCGCGGACACACUGGGAGUCAAAUUAUUAGGUGACGUUCCUCUUCAUCUAAACAUCAGAGAGAUGUCAGACAGAGGGAAACCAGUGGUCGUCUCUUCUCCCGACAGCCCAGAGGCGGAGGCGUACAGGAAGGUGGCGUCUGCUGUGGUCCAGAGACUCGAGGAACUCAACACUUGAUUGAUGUAAACUGGGAGCGCGCACGACGACACUCCAUGACACAAACAACGCACGAAACUCACACAAACAGAAACGCACAAACAUCUUUGCUGUCGAACGCACCAUAAGUUAAAUCUAAAGC
Sander lucioperca (pikeperch) is the source of this 1193-nucleotide messenger RNA. It is a transcript of the gene nubpl, whose product is annotated as nucleotide binding protein-like. Gene Ontology annotation, molecular function: 4 iron, 4 sulfur cluster binding; ATP binding; ATP-dependent FeS chaperone activity. Gene Ontology annotation, cellular component: mitochondrion. NCBI's taxonomy places the organism in Eukaryota, Metazoa, Chordata, Actinopteri, Perciformes, Percidae. The transcript has 11 exons. The record is from RefSeq and is a predicted model, not a curated record. The coding region runs from base 95 to 1072 and encodes 325 amino acids. Gene Ontology annotation, biological process: mitochondrial respiratory chain complex I assembly; iron-sulfur cluster assembly.